GGUUUUCUUUUUUUUUCUCGUUCUACCAAUAGAAAAAGUCCGACAGCCAAUAGAAGAUAUCUUAAAUUAUUUAGCUGGAGGUUUUUUUACGUGGUAAUAUUGGAUUUUUAAAAUCAAAUACAACAGAACGUAUUAAAGGACCAACGACAGUACAACGUGAAAUACGCAUUGGUGUUACUCAUACUUAUGUCGAAUUAGCACUUGUUCUUGGUACAUCAUGGAUUGAACAAAAUUUAUCAUUAUUUAUUAAUCAUGUACUUGAAUUAGCUGGAAAUCCUCGUGCAUCAACAUCACAUGUUGAUGCUGUUUAUUCUC
Adineta ricciae is the source of this 315-nucleotide messenger RNA. The record is from the annotation of a GenBank genome assembly. Lineage: Eukaryota; Metazoa; Rotifera; Eurotatoria; Adinetida; Adinetidae.